Molecule: messenger RNA, 873 nt
Organism: Teleopsis dalmanni
Lineage: Eukaryota; Metazoa; Arthropoda; Insecta; Diptera; Diopsidae
Product: attacin-B-like
Exons: 2
Coding region: 68-775 (235 amino acids)
Biological process (GO): defense response to bacterium
Cellular component (GO): extracellular region
Source: RefSeq, a predicted model, not a curated record
CGAACCAGUCGAGAACAAUCAAAAAUCUCUAUAAAAUUAAAGCAUACUACUAAAGCAAAAAUACAAUAUGAAGGUACUCAUCUGCUUAGCCGUUUCAAUCGCAGUGUUCUGCGUCAUCACUGAAGCCACACCACAACGUUUUCAACGAUUGCCUUAUUAUCCACCACCUACGAGUGCAACACGUCUGAUACGAGUGAGGCGUGAUGCUUUAAGUGGUUCAUUAGUAAGUAAUCCAAAUGGUGGAGCUGAUGCACGACUUGAAUUGGGGCAUGCUAUAGGUGAUCCAAAUCAUAAUCUAAUUGGUAGUGUAUUUGCUGCUGGCAACACAGAGAAGGGACCUGUUGCUUCCGGUGGUACCUUGGCUUAUAACAAUAAUGGUCUUGGUGCUUCACUGACAAAAGAACAUAUUCCCGGUGUACGUGAUUCAUUCACACAAAGUCUAAAUGCCAACCUUUAUAAAAAUGGUCCUCAUAGUGUAGAUGCUAAUGUAUUUAAAUCACAAAAUACUCUUGCUAAUGGAUUUCAAUUUGAACGCAAUGGUGGUGGCCUUUCAUAUGCUCAUGCUAAUGGACAUGGUGCCAGCUUGACACAGAGCAGUAUUCCUAAUUUUGGUAAACAAUUGGAAUUUGGUGGAAAGGCAAAUUUAUGGUCAUCACAAGAUCGUAAUACUCGUUUGGAUUUGAGUGGAACCGCAUCAAAAUGGAUGAGUGGACCAUUCAGUAAUCAAAAGACUGACUUUGGUGGAAAUUUGGGUCUAACACACUAUUUCGGUUAAAAUUAAAUAUUAUUGUUAUAUACUAGUUAUAUACUAGAGUUGCUGUUCAAAUUUAGUAUACAUAUUAAAAAUUUGUUAGUAUUUUUUUUUCAUUGCAA